AUGUGGUCGGAUAUCGUUUAUGUUUCGCUGUUAUUAUUUUGUGUAUUUAUCGGAUUUUAUUAUCGAAAAAUUGAAGAUCCACAUAUAAAAAAAUGGAUCGGCACAAUUAUUGGUAUUAUAGUGAUGGCAAUUUGUUCUGGAAAUUAUAUACUUUAUCCUUUCAUGCUUACUCUGAUUAAUGCGAUUAUCAUAACCAAGCUUUCGCCGAAGAAAUGUCAUUUGGUCAGUUUUUAUUUUUCAUUUUUUUAUUUACUCUUUUUGUCUCGACUAGGAGAUUAUAUUGGUUUACCAAUAGCACCAAGUCAUACAAAUCUAAUACUCAUGAUAUUAACAUUAAAAUUAUCUGGAUUAGCAUUUGAAAUAAAUGAUUCUAUUAAUGCACCAGUUGAUGAUAUACAAGGAAUAAAUUCUGAAGCAAUGAAAAAUAUUGGAUUUUUAGAUGUUUUUCAUUAUGGUUUUGGCUAUAUGGGACUUCUGACUGGACCAUAUUAUCGGUAUAGAACAUAUUGGGAUCAUCUACACAGACCAUUCUCUAAAAUUGUAGAUCCAUGGCCUCUCACAUUUUACAAACUUAAACAAAUUACAUGUUUUAUUGUGUUAUUUUUUAUAAUGGAUUACUUGUAUCCUGUCAGAUACAUUUUAACUGAGGAAUAUGCAGAACGAUCUUUCCUUUAUAGACACUUUUAUAUGUAUCCCACAUUUAUAGUUUUUCGAUUAAGAAUGUAUAUUGGAAUGGGUCUAGCAGAAUGUGGUUGUCAAAUGGCUGGACUAGGUGCAUAUCCUUUAAAAUGUACUCCUAUACAAGGACUAGGACCUAAAGAUUAUAAAACAACAGAGGAACUAUCUAAAAUGCCUGAAAAAUUGAAAAAUGAAGAAUUAAAUUUUGAUGCUGUAUAUAAUAUGAACGUAUGGAAACUAGAAAAAUGUAACUCAACAAGAACAGCUAUGAAAGCAUGGAAUGGUUGUGUUCAAUAUUGGUUUGGUGUUUACAUUUAUAAACGAUUUCCAUUGAAAAGUUUACGAACUUUUGCAACUCUGACACUUUCUGCUAUUUGGCAUGGUUGGUCAUCUGGUUAUUUUCUCUGUAACUGUCAGAUUCCUCUUUUUCUGUUAUCCGAAGAUAUAAUUAUAAAAUUCUAUCAACAAAGUAAAGAAAAUAGUAUUGCCAAAAAAUUAUGGUAUAUAGUAGGAUGGUAUGAAAAAACAACUUGCAUGGCAUAUUUAGGAACACAAUUCUUAGUAUUAGAUUUUAAAGAAAAUUUACAGUUUUGUAAACAAGUAUACUUUUCUGGACAUAUCAUAGCAUUUUUAUUAUACAUAGGUGCUCUCUAUUGCAAGCCAUAUAUUUUGAAGAAAAGUACAGAGAAUAGGGAUAAGGACAAGUAGUCUGUGAUUUUUUUUUUUUUUACAUCAUAAAAUUGCAUGUCUUUAAUAUUUAAAAACAUAAGACUAUUUAAAUGAAAUGUGCGUUAUAACACAUUUCGCAUAAUUUUACGCAUAAAAUCAUUUAAAUAUUUUUAGCAUAAUGUUAAAAUUUUUUUCUUUAAUAUAAGCGUAAUUUUACAUAUAAGCUAUCAUAUAAAGCCAUCUAAAUAUUUUUAGCAUAGUGCUAAAAGAUAUUUUUUUAGAAUAAUUUUUUUUUUUAACAUAAAUGAUAAAAAUUUGACAUCUAGUCAAUAAUUAUUUAAUGAUGUCAAAAAAAUGUAAAAUAUUUCUUGUUGUUAUUAUUAUAAUUUAGAAGAAUUAUUAAAUAUUAUAGAUUUAUAUCAUUUUAAAAAGACUUUUUUUGAAUAUUUAGAGGGUUUAUAAUCAUCUAUUUAUAUAAAUAAGAAAUAAAAAGUUCUAUUUCUUCAACAAGAAUUCUUUAUUGAUUGAACUCUUCAUUUCUCUACAAAGAUUCCAUUCUUUCCUUAAAAAAAAAAUCUUUUAUUAACUGUGACAUUGUCUUACCUCUAAAAUACUUACUAUUUUAAUGACGAGUGCCUGAAAAACCUGAAAAAAAAAACACAGGAAAAGCAAAA
Molecule: messenger RNA, 2021 nt
Organism: Apis mellifera (honey bee)
Lineage: Eukaryota; Metazoa; Arthropoda; Insecta; Hymenoptera; Apidae
Gene: frj
Product: lysophospholipid acyltransferase 7
Exons: 6
Coding region: 1-1386 (461 amino acids)
Biological process (GO): lipid modification; phosphatidylinositol biosynthetic process
Cellular component (GO): mitochondria-associated endoplasmic reticulum membrane contact site; membrane
Molecular function (GO): lysophospholipid acyltransferase activity
Source: RefSeq, a predicted model, not a curated record